Toxotes jaculatrix (banded archerfish) is the source of this 978-nucleotide messenger RNA. RefSeq names its product parapinopsin. NCBI's taxonomy places the organism in Eukaryota, Metazoa, Chordata, Actinopteri, Toxotidae. Bases 1 to 978 code for a protein of 325 amino acids. Gene Ontology annotation, biological process: G protein-coupled receptor signaling pathway. Gene Ontology annotation, molecular function: G protein-coupled receptor activity. The transcript has 9 exons. The record is from RefSeq and is a predicted model, not a curated record. Gene Ontology annotation, cellular component: membrane.
AUGCAUCAGAGCCUUCAUGUUAAGUUUGAGUUAGAUAUUAAGGAUGAAGUGACUGAGCUGUGUAAUGGGACUGUGUUAAUGGAGUGUUUAUGGCCAGAGCCAGAGAAGUGGGUGCUGGCAGCUGUGCUGGGACUGGAGAUGAUCAUGGGGGUUGUGGGAAACUGUUUUGUUCUGCUGGUCAAAGUCAUGUGCAGGGGUCAGUUCUGCUGUCAUUACUGGCUUCCUUUCAUCAGUCUCACCUUGUCAGAUUUAGGCUGCUCCCUUCUCAUCAUCUCUGGCUCCCUGUUGGCCAUUCUGACUGGGGGUCAGAGUUCACCGUGGUGUGAGGUCGUCAGCCUGCUGAAGUUUGCCUUCAUCACCUCCUCCAUAGGGAGUAUAGCUAUCCUCUGUGUGCAGCGGCUGAUUGGCAGAGCCUCCACAGGAAGUCCUAUCUUUGUUGUUAUGGUGACAGCGUGCUCGGCCUCUUGGGUGACAGGGGUGGUGUUUGGGAGCGUCCCUGUCGUCUACGCUUGGAUCAGGUAUGACAAUGCAGAGAUGCUGUGUGCUGUCUUUUGGGAGAGCAGCUACUCAGACAUGUUGGUCUACAUUCUCUGUGCUUUCUCCAUCUGUAUCUUCCUCCCCUUCCUCCUCAUCUGCUUCUCCUCUCUGCUGAACGCCGCCGGCUGCUGCUCGAGAGGCAACAGUGAUGAUGAAGCAGAUCUGUCUGAAGUCACUCCUCUGCUGGUAGCCUCCUACAUGCUCUGCUACACUCCCUUUGUUAUGUCUGAGCUGAUCCUGCUGGGUAGGCUGGACCUGUCGCCAGCACCUCAGUGGUUAAGGACGGUGUCGUCAGUGAUGUCGUACCUGGACUGUGGUCUGAACCCUCUCAUCUACUGCUCCCACCAGGACUUCAGGGAGGCAGGCCUGGCCCUGCUGUGGACCAACAAGAGACCACCAUCAGAGCCUGUCCUCACUGCUAUCACUAAACAUGAGCUGUAA